Messenger RNA from Recurvomyces mirabilis, 1578 nucleotides. It is a transcript of the gene DBP8, whose product is annotated as putative RNA helicase. The transcript has a single exon. Lineage: Eukaryota; Fungi; Ascomycota; Dothideomycetes; Mycosphaerellales; Teratosphaeriaceae. Gene Ontology annotation, molecular function: ATP binding; nucleic acid binding; RNA helicase activity. Bases 1 to 1578 code for a protein of 525 amino acids. The record is from RefSeq and is a predicted model, not a curated record.
AUGGACCGGCCAAGUAAGCGCAGAAGGCUCUCGCCACCGGAUGACGAUGGGUCGAGUGACGCGGAUUCUGGAUCUGAGCAGACCAACGCCGUUGCGAGUCAUGCCGAGGAUAUCCGCGAUAUUGACAGCGACCAUGAACCACGACCUCGACUGGACGCCGCACCAAUGUCAAGAAUAAAGGCAAAGGCCGUGGCCACAGACAAAAUCUCUACAGCUACUGCUGAGGAAUCACGAGAUGCUCUCCCCUCCACAAUCGAGUCCUCCAUGGACCCAGAGAACGCCACUUUCGCCACGCUCGGGGUAGACCCAUGGUUGAUAGCCUCCCUCUCACAUCUGGCCAUCAAACAACCCACCCGCAUCCAAAGCGCCAGUAUACCUCAGAUCCUCGCCGGACGAGACUGUAUAGGUGGCUCUCGAACAGGUUCAGGAAAGACGGUGGCCUUUGCAGUCCCUCUGCUCCAACAAUGGGCUCGUGAUCCCUCCGGCAUCUUCGCCGUCAUCCUCACACCGACACGAGAACUGGCGUUACAAAUCUACGAGCAAGUUGCCGCGAUCGGAGGCCGACAGGGAGUGAAAUGCUGUCUAGUCACUGGUGGAGCGGACAUGCGCUCUCAAGCCCUAGAACUAGAACGCCGCCCUCAUUUCGUCGUGGCCACACCCGGACGCCUGGCCGAACACGUCUCCAUGUCCGGCUCCGAAACGAUCAAAGGAUUACGAAGAGUACAGUACGUCGUGAUGGACGAAGCAGACCGCCUUCUGAAGACAGGCAAAGGCAGCAUGCUCCCAGACGUAGAGACCUGUCUGUCCGCCCUCCCACCUUCCGGCCAAAGACAAACCUGCCUCUUCACCGCUACAGUAACGCCAGAGGUGCGAGCACGCAAAGAGCUACCUCGCCCGCCAGGAAAGCCACCAUUAUUCAUCACCGAGAUCGACUGCGAAACCCUCGCCAUCCCCACAAAACUGAAACAAACAUACCUACUAGUCAACGUCCUCCACAAGGAGAAAUACCUCCACGUCAUCCUCCUCACAACGCAGAAUGUGGAGAAGAGCACAAUUAUCUUCUGUAACCGCACCACCACGGCGAAUCUACUAGAAUACCUCCUUCGACUCCUAGAUCACCGCGUCACAGCUCUGCAUUCCGGUCUGAAACACACGGACAGGAUAAACAACCUCGCUCGUUUCCGCGCUCGCGCAGCCAGGAUUCUGGUGGCUACGGAUGUUGCGGCGCGGGGUCUAGAUAUUCCUGAUGUUGGAUUCGUGAUCAACUAUGACUUACCACGAGAUCCAGACGAUUACAUCCACCGUGUCGGCCGUACGGCUCGUGCUGGUCGAUCAGGUACGGCUAUAUCAUUUGUAGGACAGAGGGAUGUGGAGCUCGUGCAGGCUGUGGAGAAGAGGGUAGGAAGGGAGAUGGAAGCGUAUGCUGAGGAGGGCGUAAGUGUGGAGACGAGGGUGGUGAGGGAUGCGCUCAAUAUCGUUGGUGUGAAGAAGAGGGAGGCGCUGCUUGCUAUUGAGGAGGGGAGGGACGUUAAGGGGAAUAGGGUUAGGGGUAUGGCUGGGAAGAAGAGGAAGACUUAA